CCUAGAGAGGCCAAAGGCUUUGCUAAAAGCACAUUUCCGCUUCCGCUGAGGCAUUGGCGGUUAAUGAGCAUCAUGGCAACCGUGACAGCCACCACCAAAGUCCCUGAGAUCCGGGAUGUGACGAGGAUCGAACGAAUUGGGGCUCACUCCCACAUCCGGGGGCUGGGGCUAGAUGAUGCCUUGGAGCCACGACAGGCUUCCCAGGGCAUGGUGGGGCAGCUGGCUGCCCGGCGUGCAGCUGGUGUGGUACUGGAAAUGAUCCGAGAAGGGAAGAUUGCGGGGCGGGCCGUCCUCAUCGCCGGCCAGCCAGGCACUGGGAAGACAGCCAUCGCCAUGGGCAUGGCUCAGGCACUAGGCCCCGACACACCCUUCACAGCCAUCGCGGGCAGCGAGAUCUUUUCCCUGGAGAUGAGCAAGACCGAAGCCCUGACACAAGCUUUCCGGCGCUCCAUCGGUGUCCGCAUCAAGGAGGAGACGGAGAUCAUUGAAGGUGAGGUGGUGGAGAUCCAGAUUGACCGACCAGCCACGGGCACAGGCUCCAAGGUGGGCAAGCUGACCCUGAAGACCACAGAGAUGGAGACCAUCUAUGACCUGGGCACCAAGAUGAUUGAGUCUCUGACCAAGGACAAGGUCCAGGCCGGGGACGUCAUCACCAUCGACAAGGCCACAGGCAAGAUCUCCAAACUUGGUCGCUCCUUCACACGCGCUCGUGACUAUGAUGCCAUGGGCUCCCAGACGAAAUUCGUUCAGUGCCCAGAUGGGGAGCUGCAGAAGCGUAAGGAGGUGGUACACACAGUGUCCCUCCAUGAGAUUGAUGUCAUCAACUCACGUACCCAGGGCUUCCUGGCCCUCUUCUCAGGUGACACAGGGGAGAUCAAGUCAGAAGUCCGAGAGCAGAUCAAUGCCAAGGUAGCCGAGUGGCGGGAGGAGGGCAAGGCGGAGAUCAUCCCUGGGGUGCUGUUCAUUGACGAGGUCCACAUGCUGGACAUUGAGAGCUUCUCUUUCCUCAACCGGGCCCUGGAGAGCGAUAUGGCACCCGUCCUCAUCAUGGCCACCAACCGAGGCAUCACCCGGAUCCGAGGUACCAGCUACCAGAGCCCCCACGGCAUCCCCAUUGACCUGCUGGACCGCCUACUCAUCGUGUCCACCUCCCCCUACAGUGAAAAAGACACCAAGCAGAUCCUGCGCAUCCGAUGUGAGGAGGAGGACGUGGAGAUGAGCGAGGAUGCCUACACGGUGCUGACACGUAUCGGGCUGGAGACCUCCCUGCGCUACGCCAUUCAGCUCAUCACAGCGGCCAGCCUGGUGUGCCGUAAGCGAAAGGGCACAGAGGUGCAAGUGGACGACAUCAAGAGGGUCUACUCACUCUUCCUGGAUGAGUCUCGCUCCACACAGUACAUGAAGGAGUACCAGGAUGCCUUCCUCUUCAAUGAGCUCAAAGGUGAAACGAUGGAUACCUCCUGAGAUGUCACCCCACCCUUGCCUCCCCACCCCGUUUUCUACGAGUUGUGACACUGUGACUUUAUAUAAAAUUAUUGGAAACUGGA
This is a messenger RNA of Nannospalax galili (Upper Galilee mountains blind mole rat), 1547 nucleotides long. RefSeq names its product RuvB like AAA ATPase 2 (gene Ruvbl2). Gene Ontology annotation, biological process: regulation of transcription by RNA polymerase II; box C/D snoRNP assembly; chromatin remodeling. The record is from RefSeq and is a predicted model, not a curated record. Gene Ontology annotation, molecular function: ATP binding; ATP hydrolysis activity; DNA helicase activity. Lineage: Eukaryota; Metazoa; Chordata; Mammalia; Rodentia; Spalacidae. Bases 64 to 1464 code for a protein of 466 amino acids. Gene Ontology annotation, cellular component: Swr1 complex; R2TP complex; Ino80 complex. The transcript has 15 exons.